This is a messenger RNA of Nakaseomyces glabratus, 1209 nucleotides long. RefSeq names its product choline-phosphate cytidylyltransferase (gene PCT1). NCBI's taxonomy places the organism in Eukaryota, Fungi, Ascomycota, Saccharomycetes, Saccharomycetales, Saccharomycetaceae. Gene Ontology annotation, cellular component: nuclear envelope. Gene Ontology annotation, biological process: CDP-choline pathway. The record is from RefSeq and is a predicted model, not a curated record. Gene Ontology annotation, molecular function: choline-phosphate cytidylyltransferase activity; phosphatidylcholine binding.
AUGGCCAAACUAUCUAGAACUACAUCUUUGAAGAAAAGGCUCUCAAACUCUUCCUUUACAAAAUUGUUCAAAGCUAAGCGUAAGAGAGAGGACGAUGAGGAUAGUACUACUGACAGUGCUGAUCAUGAAGAGACCCCUGGGAAGGAGAACAGGGAAAUAGCUACUCCUUCUGCUAAGCGUCAUCGUCCAAUUAGUAAAGAACAACAGGAGUUCGAGAAAAAGGAGGCAUUGCUGGAUGCUGAGCUUCCUGAAGAGCUAAGAAAAUACAGACCUAAAGGUUUUAGGCUUAACAUACCUCCUAAGGAUAGACCUAUUCGUAUAUAUGCGGAUGGUAUCUUUGAUCUGUUCCAUUUGGGACACAUGAAACAGUUGGAACAAUGUAAGAAGGCGUUCCCUAAUGUUGAAUUGGUGUGUGGUAUUCCAAGUGAUGAGGUUACUCACAAAUUGAAGGGUCUUACUGUCCUAACUGACAAGCAACGUUGUGAGACACUAAUGCAUUGUAAAUGGGUGGACGAAGUUGUUCCAAAUGCACCAUGGUGUGUAACACCAGAGUUCCUUGCCGAACAUAAGAUCGACUAUGUAGCUCACGAUGACAUUCCAUAUGUUAGUAGCGAUAGUGACGAUAUCUAUAAACCAAUCAAAGAGCUUGGUAAGUUUUUAACUACCCAGCGUACAGACGGUAUAUCUACAAGUGAUAUUAUUACCAAGAUUAUUAGAGACUAUGACAAGUACUUGAUGAGAAAUUUUGCUCGUGGUGCUACAAGACAGGAACUGAACGUGUCAUGGUUGAAGAAAAAUGAGCUGGAGUUUAAGAAACACAUCAGUGAUUUUAGAUCGUACUUCAAGAAGAACCAAGGUAACUUGAAUAAUGCGUCAAGAGAUCUGUAUUUCGAAGUCAGGGAGAUCCUAUUGAGAAAGACGUUGGGAAGGAAGCUAUACUCAAAGCUGCUGGGAGACAAGCACAUUCCAAGAAGUAUUGCAUUGGGAUCCCUUUCGGCAACCUCAGAUGAAGAAGAGCAGAGUGAUGAUUUGCCUGAGCCAAAGAGAAAGAAGAUGCUAUUGAUCAGAGAACCAUCCCCAGCAACCGAGUUCGCUAGCAAAUACACAGGUGCUAAGGUAACCAAACAAGAAUCGGAGGAGGACGCUGAAUCAGAAGAUAUAAAUGAUGAAGAUGAUGAAGAAGAAGCGGAUGAAGAAGACAGCCAUUGA